GGGAUAUGAUUCGUAAAACGUUCAGUCGCGUCUCGAUUAAUUAGACCUCACACAAGUGGUUUAAACCAAAACUUUCCUUUCAUUCGCGAAUUGAUUCUUUGAGAUUUUCGAAUAUUGACCGAGUCGUUGCGAAUUAAAUAUAUUAAUUAAUCUGUUGCUUUUAGCGUUCAUGUUGCUUUCUCUUUCGGUUUGACCUGAACGCGGUGGAUAAACUGUUCUCCAGUUCAAUCGAGUGUAGAAAGUUAUUACAAAACAUCGCAAUUCCGCAUCUAGAGUUCAGUUCGGUGCAAGGUGCGUAAGCGUAAAGAGCGCGGUUUUAAUUCAUCAAGAUGUCGAUUAUUAAACAAAACUACAACGAAAAGUUUAUCCAAAAAGCGACAAAUGUAACGGAGCAAAACAACUAUGUCAGUCGUGUUAAGCGUGGAAAAAUCCUGGGUAAUCAUGGCGGAUUUAGAGGAUGUACCAUUUGGUUCACGGGACUUUCUGGAGCCGGUAAAACUUCCGUUUCUUUUGAAUUGGAAGAGUAUCUGGUCAGCAAAGGGAUCCCAGCGUACAGUUUGGACGGCGAUAAUAUGCGCACUGGUUUGAAUAAAAAUCUUGGCUUUUCAAAAGAGGACCGUGAAGAGAAUAUUCGACGUGUUGCCGAAGUUGCUAAGCUGUUUGCGGAUGCCGGACAUAUUUGUUUGUGCAGUUUCGUGUCGCCAUUCACCGAAGAUAGAAUGAUCGCAAGGAAAAUUCAUGAGAAUAGUAACUUGCCAUUCUUUGAAGUGUUUGUUGAUACUCCAUUGGCUGUGUGUGAAAAGCGUGACAUUAAAGGUUUGUACGAGAAAGCGCGCAAAGGUAUUAUUAAAGGUUUUACCGGAAUUGAUCAAGAGUAUCAGAAACCUGAACAUCCGGAAAUGGUCGUCAAAACAGUGGAGUUGUCCAUUCAGGAAUCCAUGUUGCAAGUAGUUGAAAUGCUAGAAGAAAAUAGUAUUAUUCCGAAAUUGCGUCUUCAAAACAGUCUCGAAGUGAAGGAGUUGUUCGUACCGGAGCAUCAAUUGAAAGCUGCAAUUAAGGAAGCAGCAAGUUUGGAAUCAUUGGAGAUCAGUAGUGUUGAUUUGCAAUGGGUGCAGGUCCUGGGCGAAGGUUGGGCGACGCCAUUGAGUGGAUUCAUGCGUGAAAAUGAAUUUUUACAGACUUUGCAUUUUAACAACCUGUCUAACAUCAAUCAAAGUAUCCCAAUUGUUCUUACAAUUAAUACUGCACAAAAAGACAAACUUCAAGACUGUUCUUCAAUUGCUUUAUGCCACCGAGGAACUACUUAUGCAAUUCUAAAAGACAUUGAAAUUUAUUACCAUCGUAAAGAGGAACGUUGCGCUCGUCAAUUUGGAACCACUAACAAAGAUCAUCCUUAUAUUAAAUUGGUAAUGGAAUCAGGUGAUUGGAUUGUCGGAGGAGAUUUACAAGUCUUAACUCGAGUUAAGUGGAAUGAUGGUUUGGACCAAUACCGUUUGACACCCAAUGAACUACGUAAGAAGUUCCAUGAAAUGGAAACAGAUGCAAUUUUCGCGUUUCAACUACGCAAUCCAAUUCACAAUGGGCAUGCACUUCUUAUGACCGACACCAAGCAACAAUUGGAAAAGAGAGGGUUUAAGAAACCUGUGUUGUUGUUGCAUCCACUUGGUGGUUGGACUAAAGAUGAUGAUGUCCCAUUGAAUGUCCGCAUGGAACAACAUCAAGCAGUAUUAGAUGAUGGACUCUUGGAUGCUGCAAGCACAGUAUUGGCUAUUUUUCCCAGCCCCAUGAUGUAUGCAGGACCAACUGAAGUCCAGUGGCAUGCAAAGGCGCGCAUGGUCGCUGGGGCAAACUUUUACAUUGUCGGUCGGGACCCUGCAGGUGUCCCACAUCCACUUGGCAAAGAAGGCUCGCCUGAUGGUAAUUUAUAUGACGCUACACAUGGUGGGCGAGUGUUGAAGAUGGCUCCGGGAUUAUCGUCGGUUGAAAUAAUACCAUUCCGUGUAGCUGCAUAUGACGCCAAGCAUUGUAAAAUGGAUUUCUUUGAUCCUAGCAGGAAGGAUGAUUUUGAUUUUAUUUCGGGCACUCGCAUGCGUGGCUUGGCAAGAUCAGGGACCAACCCACCGCAAGGAUUCAUGUCACCGAAAGCCUGGCAAAUAUUAUCUACUUACUAUCAGAAUUUGAAAAAUAAUUGAAAUAUGUACAUUUAUAAAUAUGUAAUAUCUAUAUAAAUAUGAAUUGUUGUCCGUUAGUCGCACUAAUAGUAAACUGCAUUGUUUUUAUAAA
Dalotia coriaria is the source of this 2283-nucleotide messenger RNA. Its product is annotated as bifunctional 3'-phosphoadenosine 5'-phosphosulfate synthase-like. Bases 330 to 2192 code for a protein of 620 amino acids. The transcript is spliced from 5 exons. The record is from RefSeq and is a predicted model, not a curated record. NCBI's taxonomy places the organism in Eukaryota, Metazoa, Arthropoda, Insecta, Coleoptera, Staphylinidae. Gene Ontology annotation, biological process: sulfate assimilation; 3'-phosphoadenosine 5'-phosphosulfate biosynthetic process. Gene Ontology annotation, molecular function: ATP binding; sulfate adenylyltransferase (ATP) activity; adenylylsulfate kinase activity.